AUGGAAGAAGAUUAUAUUGCUUUUAGUAUUUCUGUUCUAACUUUAUUUCUUCUUACAUUGUAUGUCUCUGAGGCAGAAGGACAAAGGCAACCGCUUGUUUCAGCUCUGUAUGUGUUUGGAGACUCGACCAUAGAUCCUGGUAACAACAAUUUUCUAGAGACUAUUGUCAAAUCCGAUUUCCCUCCCUAUGGAAGGGAUUUCCCAUACGGUCAACCUACUGGCAGAUUCACAAACGGAAGAUUAAUUACAGACCAGCUAUAUUUGCUGCCUGCAUCUUUGGAUCCCGAAUUUCAAGGACAAAAGCUGAUGACAGGAGCCAGUUUCGGUUCAUCUGCUUCAGGAUAUGUAGACAGUACAUCUACUCCUUUGAAUGUUUUGCCACUGGAGAGACAAGUGAAAAAUUUCAAGCACUAUAAAGUACGGCUUGCAGAAGAAUUCGGGUAUGAAACUACCAAUAGGACAAUAGCUCAAGCAUUAUUUGCUAUAAGCGGAGGAACUAAUGACUUUGCCAAUAAUUAUUUCACAAGUCCUCUAACCAGGAAAAAGUAUACCGUUGAACAGUUCCAAGAUCUGCUUCUGGAGUCUCUAACCGUGUUUAUACAGGUCAAAGUUUUCUCUUAUAUGACUACAGUUUCUUUUCACAUUUUCAAAAUUCUUAGAUGUAUAAACUUAGUGCUUUGUGAUCAGAAUGUUUACAGCGAGGGUGCUACUACAGUUGCCAUUGUUGGGCUUCCUCCUUUUGGUUGUUUGCCUUCACAAAUUACUCUCCACAACAUAGUAGAAAAUACAUGCGUUGAGGAGUUUAAUGAGGUUGCGAGCUCCUUCAAUGCCAAGAUCAAAGCUUUAGUAGAGAAGAUGAGGCCCAAUUUUCCUCGUGCUCUUAUUGCUUAUUUAGAUAUAUACGAUAAGCUCUUAGACAUUAUUAAAUCUCCCACCAAGUACGGUUUUGAAGAGCCCAGGAAAGGUUGUUGUGGAACGGGUUUGUUGGAGGCAGCUAUAUCAUGCAACCCUAGCACAAUAAGUUGUUUAAAUCCAUCCAAGUAUGUGUUUUGGGAUAGCUUUCAUCCAACAACUGAAUGCUAUCAAAUCAUUGCCAAUGACUUGUUCCAGCAAUAUUUAGCUUUUUUCAACUCAUCAAUGCCAAGAAGCUAA
This is a messenger RNA of Cryptomeria japonica (Japanese cedar), 1152 nucleotides long. Its product is annotated as GDSL esterase/lipase At5g03820-like. The record is from RefSeq and is a predicted model, not a curated record. Gene Ontology annotation, molecular function: hydrolase activity, acting on ester bonds. Lineage: Eukaryota; Viridiplantae; Streptophyta; Pinopsida; Cupressales; Cupressaceae. The transcript is spliced from 4 exons. The coding region runs from base 1 to 1152 and encodes 383 amino acids.